ACUUUGAUUUGAUCAUGAGUUUACCUGAAUUAAUUACAGACAAAUGCGUUUGGGGCGUUUUAAACGUGCUAAAAAUAGGAGCUGAGUAACUUAUAGUAUCUUGAGUUCUGUUGUCUUUUUUAGAAGAAAAGAAGCUAUCAAACUUUCCUUUACCUUGCAAAACUCAUCUUCUUGCUGCGUUUAUGACAUCACUGCUCUCCCUACUCACUGGGAUCCUAUGGAUGACAAGACGGGGUAUGUUUUGAUUGAAUUGCCCUUGGCGUCACAAGAACACAUAGAUGUUAAGAAGGCCUUUAUGAAGACAAUGACCUCGCAUACAUGUGUGAAGAAGAUUGAAAGGGUCCAGAAUCCAGACUUGUGGACGGCGUUUGUUCAGAAGAAAGGGAGGAUGACGAAAAAGGCCAACGAUGUACCUCCUAAGGAAAUGCUCCAGCUGUUCCACGGAACCGCACCUGAUGUUGCAGAUGCAAUAUGUCAGCAGGGAUUCGAUUGGCGCCUGUGCGGCAAGCACGGUACCCUCUAUGGCAAAGGAAGCUACUUUGCAAGAGAUGCUAGCUACUCUCAUCGCUACACUGACCACGCCGGCUCCCUAUGCGAUCGAAAAAUGCUCGUAGCUAGAGUGAUAGUAGGCUCAUGCGUAUUGGGUACUAGUUCAUUGACAAGACCUCCCCCGAAGGAUCCAUUAAAGACUCAUGGAGACCUCCACGACUCGUGCGUGGACAACACUCUUCAUCCGAGUAUUUAUGUAGUCUUUGAUAAUAAUCAAUGCUACCCACAAUACCUUAUAACAUAUAACUAGCAACUGUACUUAUAUGCUCACAAAUUUUAUAGAACUACAGUUUACAAGGAAUAGCCUAAGGUACUUAUAAUCGGAGCCUUGAAUCAAUUAUUAGUAACUGAGAUGGACUCACAUAAUUCAUAAUUUUGUUAAAAAAAACUUUUGUUUAACCAUAGUUAAAUUAGACACUGAAUUGAAAGAGCUAGGCAUAUUACGAGAAAUAUUAUCCAUAAAAUUAUGUUCAGUAGAUUGAAAGAAACGAUUAAACUACCAGGUUGUGUAAUUAA
Molecule: messenger RNA, 1065 nt
Organism: Actinia tenebrosa (Australian red waratah sea anemone)
Lineage: Eukaryota; Metazoa; Cnidaria; Anthozoa; Actiniaria; Actiniidae
Product: protein mono-ADP-ribosyltransferase PARP11-like
Source: RefSeq, a predicted model, not a curated record